This is a messenger RNA of Struthio camelus australis, 5676 nucleotides long. The record is from RefSeq and is a predicted model, not a curated record. Lineage: Eukaryota; Metazoa; Chordata; Aves; Struthioniformes; Struthionidae.
CUCUCUCAGCUGGGCUGUUCAGGUCAGCCCUACUCUUCCAAAAGCCCAGACCAGGACCUGGGUGAAGAAGAAUGUCUCUGUUUAAAGCGCGAGACUGGUGGUCCACCGUACUUGGAGAAAAGGAAGAAUUUGAUCAAGGCUGUCUUUGUGUCGCCGAUGUUGAUAACAGCGGGCAAGAUAAAAUUAUUGUGGGCAGUUACAUGGGGUAUCUCCGCAUCUUUAAUCCACAUCCUGUGAAACCUGGGGAUGGAGUCCAAGCUGAAGACUUGCUCUUGGAAGUGCAGUUACGAGAUCCGAUACUGCAGGUGGAAGUGGGAAAAUUUGUUUCUGGUACUGAAGUACUUCAUCUGGCUGUGUUGCACUGCAGAAAACUCUGCGUAUAUGCUGUUUCAGGAACUCUGGGAAAUGUGGAACACGGGAACCAGUAUCAGAUUAAGCUGAUGUAUGAGCACAAUCUUCAGCGAACUGCUUGUAAUAUGACUUAUGGCCCAUUUGGUGGUGUAAAAGGUCGAGAUUUGAUAUGUAUACAGUCCAUGGAUGGGAUGCUCAUGUUAUUUGAGCAGGAAAGCUAUGCUUUUGGCCGAUUUUUACCUGGUUUUCUUCUGCCUGGUCCUUUAACUUACAGUUCUCGGACAGAUUCUUUCAUUACGGUGUCUUCCUGUCGACAGGUUGAGAGUUACAAAUACCAAGUGCUGGCAUUUGCAACAGAUGCUGAUGAAAGACAAGAAACAGAACAGCAAAAACUUAGUUCUGGAAAAAGACUUGUGGUGGAUUGGGUUUUAAACAUUGGAGAGCAAGCACUGGAUAUACGCGUUGUCUCCUUUAAUCAGGCAGUUUCUUCUGUUUUUGUGCUUGGUGAGAGAAAUUUCUUUUGCCUUAAGGAUAAUGGGCAAAUUCGGUUCAUGAAAAAGCUUGACUGCAGUCCAAGUUGCUUCCUUCCUUAUUGCUCAGUGACAGAAGGAACAAUAAACACUCUGAUUGGAAACCAUAGUAACAUGUUGUAUGUUUAUCAAGAUGUGACACUGAAAUGGGCCACACAACUUCCUCACAUUCCUGUAUCAGUAAAAGUAGCACAUUUACAAGAUCUGAGGGGUGUUAUAGUUACUCUGAGUGACAGUGGACAUCUUCAGUGUUCCUACCUUGGAACUGAUCCUUCGCUGUUCCAGGCUCCCAAAAUUGAAUCUAGGGAAAUAAACUAUGAAGAACUUGAUGCUGAAAUGAAACAGCUUCAGAAGAUCAUUAAGGAAGCCACGAAAUCACAAGAUGUUUUGCCCAAAUCUGAAAGACAGAGAGAUCUAAUUGUCAUUGCAGAAGUUUCACCUGAGCUGGAUGCGGAAUCUCAAGCUAUUGACAGUGAGGUAAAAUCAGAGGCAGUUCCAUCAGUCACAGUAAAGAUAACAAUACAGAGCAGAGUAACUGCACAGAAACCAAAGCUGGCAGUAUGUGUACAACCUCCAUUAGCAGUGACCUGUGACCAGUUCGUCUUUGAUGAUUUAGAACCAGAUGCAUCUGAAACCGUCGUCCUAUCUGUCUUUUUGAAGGGGAAUUGUCCUCCGUCAGAGCUAGAAGGAAAUGGUGUGGUUUCAUAUAGUACACCAACAGAGCUCAAUCCUGAAGGAAUUCUAAAAGUUGCACAGUGUAAAUUCAGGCUACCUUUGCGGUUAAUUUGCUCUCCAGCUCAACCUUCAAAAACAGCAAACCACAAACUAACUAUUGAUACCAAUAAACCUCCUAUCAGUUUUCUCACCAUUUUUCCAGACUUUGCUGAUCAAUCUGAAGAUGACCAGUCUAAUGCUCUCGGGUUUCAGUUUUUAACUGGUUCAAAGAUCACUCUUCUUGCUUCAAAGACAUCACAACGAUACAGAAUCCAGAGUGAUCAGUUAGAAGACCUUUGGCUAAUAACAAAAGAGCUCACACUUAGACUUGAAGAACAUUUCAAGAAGCAAAAUUGCAAAGACUUUGUGUGUACCUUUUCUGGUUCAAUUCCCCUGCAAGAAUAUUUUGAACUAAUUGAUCGACAUUUUGAGCUACGUUUGAAUGCUGAAAAAUUUCAGGAGCUGUUAUCUGAAAGGGCUGUACAAUUUAGAGCUAUUGAGCGGCGACUGCUGACACGAUUCAAAGACAAAACUCCCGCUCCUCUUCAACAUCUGGACACCUUGCUAGAAGGAACAUUCAGAGAGGUAAUAGCUCUAGCAGAUGCAGCAGAGGAAAACCAAGCCAAUGUGUUCCAGGCAUUCACAAAGUUGAAAAGUGCCACCCAUCUGGUGGUUAUGCUGAUUAGCCUGUGGCAGAAGCUCAGCACUGAUCAGGUUGCUCUUCUGGAAGCUACGUUUUUGCCAUUAGCACAAGAUACACAAGAGCUGGGUUGGGAAGAAACUGUGGAUGCUGCCAUUUCUUACUUAUUAAGAACGUGUUUAUCUAAGAGUCCUAAGGAACAGGCCAUGACUCUCACCAACCAGUUGUGCAUGCCCAAAGAUACUAGUAGGCUGAAGAAGCAUAUCACUCUCCUCUGUGAUAGAUUGGCCAAAGGUGGUCGCCUUUCCUUAAGUACAGAGACAGCCGCUCAGCAAACUGUUGUCGUGCCAGGUGGCUGUACUACAAUCCCAGAGUCUGACUUAGAGGAAGGAACAAGUGUCCCGGGCACCGCAGCAACGUUUACCAAUCACAAGCACAUCACGAAGCAGAAAUCCAAGCCUGGUUUGUCUGAGGAUGCAGCAGAAGAAGCAGAAAAGCCAUGAAAUCUGAAGACGGCCCUCAGGAAGAAUUUUAUCUGAUGUCAAAUACAUUUAUAAUGCAGCAGUACCAAUCCAUUUUACUCUGUACUGAUUGCAGCCUCCAGAAGGAGAGAGCUGUGUUAAUUUGUACAAAAAAUGUUCUCUUCUGAUCAUAUUCGUUUGGAUUCCCUGCCAACUACUAGCAUCCUCUCUGUGACCAAAGUUUAAGCACUUACCCAACUGUUGUAGGGAUGUUGUGUUAUGUUUUGUGAUAUAUCAGCCCUUUCUAAGGAUUCUGUUGAUUGAUCAAAGACUGUUUACACACUGUUAAAAGCAACCUUUGUUUCAGGGUUUGUUUUAUCUGUUUUUUAAGAUAUUCUGAACCAUACCUCCCUUUGAGAUUACAUUAACAUUUGUUUUAUCACAGUUUUGACAAAACUAUCUCCUUUCCUCCUUUACUAACAUUCACAAUUUCAGACAGCUGAAUUAACUACCAGAAGAAAAGCUGCUAAUCCAUCAACUUUGUUUUUUCUCUAUCAUUCCUUAUACAGACUCAUGCCCCCAAGAGAUAUAGAGUAAAAUAUAGUUACUGGACAUAAAGGGCAUACCCUUUUGCCAUUAACUAUGUCACUGUGAAUGUGAAUAAAGUCUAUACUGCAAGUAUCCUGAGCACAGCAACACGUGGAUCUCUUUGUGGUUACCUAUGAUUUCUGUUUUUCUUGUGAAUCAGUCUGUUCUAGCGAUGGGUUAGAUUUCCAGAAGUGAUUAGCAAUUUUCGAGUGCCUAAAUUUUUUUGAAUCCAGCUAGGAGGGUGCUUAGAGGGUCCAGGCUUUAGAAAGUGCUGAGUACUCACAUUCUGAAAGUCAGGCCCUUCAAGAUGUUGGAAAUGCAACACUCAGCAACUGCAAAACUGAGGCAUUCAAAACAUGUUUGAGAACCUUGGCCUAGGGUUUGGAAGUGUCUGAAUAACAGGAGCUCAUGUCUAAAUUACUGAGAGUGAGAUGAGCCUGAUGUCAAUAGAAGAUAUUUGGAGCUGAAAAGAACUGAGACCUGGGUCAAGUGUAAAGAUGAUGAGCUGCACAAGAUCUCCCUUGGCUGUUGCUGAUUUGUAGAAAAUUAUAAGCUGCAAUCUUGGAUGGCAGAUGUUCUAGCCAUAGAAGUCCCUUCAGCUCACUUUUGCACUGUUUUAGCAGGGAUUGUAACGGUUGCUAUAGUCUACACUAGACUUGUUUGAUAGAUAAAAAGGAUACAUUAUUUUUCAGGAACUCUAAGCCAGCAAUUUUCAUCACCCCAUAUCUACUUUCAACCUCUUUGCAUCCAGUCCUAAAACAAAACCAGUCUCUCCAGUUUGUACCAAUUAUGCAACUGCUGUUUAACUCUGUUGUCCUGCUCUGGCUCAGUAAGCAUGAUAUAACUGUUUCUUGGACCCUUUUUCAACAUGUUAGCUAUUAAGUAGAGCCAAGAGGCUGGGUAACUGGGUAAGGCUACUGAUAACUCCACAACUGAAGUGACCAGUGACUCCCAUAAAAAUGACUCUGUCCCACAAUAGACCCCAGAGCUAUGCAAGUUGUGGGGCCAGAAAUCUUACUGCUUUCCCAGGAAGGAAAAAUCCUACCCCCUGCUUAUUGUGGAGUGAUUCUGCUGGCUGAGUUGUCUUCGCUCUGAUCUGUCCCCUGUGGUUUUUGUCAGGAGGGCAGUAUCCAACCCAUUGAAAAGGUACCCUACUGCGCUGUGAAAAUUACACAAUAAAAUAAUCUCCUGUAGUCUCCGUACACACCUCAGUGACCAAAGAAAAUCCAUGGAGAACUAAUCAAUUACUGUAGCUAUUAGGCUUAAACUUUAACUAUAGAUCUCAAAUCUUCCUUUGUCCUCUUGUCAGUGGCUACUAGGUAUUUUAGAAAAAUCAACUACAGUUACUACUGGAAGCCCGUGCCGUAGAAGUGCCAUUAUGCUGUAGAAUCCUGAACCAAAGAAUCCUACACUAUACAUGUAUGAUAGUAGCUGGAAAAUACACUACUUUUAGACUUUCGUGAAAUAUAUUAUUCUAUUGUAAUUGUCAUUACAGAGCAUGAUCCAAAUGAUCAGAGCUGCCUGGCUCUAUUGGGAGUUUAGGGUAAACAAUGACUAGUGACUCAGGUCAAUUAUACUGUGCACUCGUAUUUCUUUAAGUUAUUUUCUGUCAUUUUAAAACGUAAGGUUCAGAGGCACUCCUAUUUGUCUUUUGUACUCCAUGCUUUGUAAAAUGAAGUCUCAUGGGAAUCUUCUUAUAGAAAGGGGAAAACAUACUGGUUAUAAAGAAAAAAAAGGUAGGACUGUCUAUAGGAGUAAUGUAUGACCUCUUUGUAUAUUGUGCUAAAUUGUGGAAUUUGAUAGCAUCAUCAGGAUUUAAAAGAGAAAUACUGUAGCAGUGAGUAAAAAUUACUUGUUUUCCUCCAAUGCCAAAUAGCCUGGCUAAUUCAAAGGCAGUCAGUCAUUGAAAUGUAGUCAUUUAAACAGCAAGGCUGAGAUGAAAUAUUGUAAAAUAAUUCUUAGCAGUUCUCAAAUGUAAUUUGAAUUUAAAAAAAAAUUAGACUGGAAAAAAAUAAGCCAGUUACCUGAAGUUUUGAAGUUAGAGAGUUGGUCAACUGAAGUAUGUAAGGAAACAUUGCUAGUUUGGGGGACUAGAUGUUCAGUUCUCACCAGCAAUGUUUCUGAGGCCAGGAAAGACGUUGCUGACCAUCAAACUAUUAUGAAUAGGAUUUUAGAGUAAUACCUGGUCAGUUGUUCUGCUAAUUAUAAUAACACACUGUUUUCAAAUGAAAUCAGAUCAUUAAUAUAAAUGCCAUAUCUGGAACCCUAGUGACUGAUUCUGCAAAAAGAAUACUCAUAUAAAAACUCUUUCUUUCUUUUCAAUAUACUUAAAUAUGCAGCCUGUCUGUUCAUUGAACUAUUUGAAGAGAAUUUAAUAUUUUUAGGUGGCACA